CCUCCCGGCCGUGCCGCCGCGGGGCGCGCCGGGAGUUGUGGUGCGGGCGGGUCGCGCCCAUGGCGGACCGGGACGGUACCGGGCGCGGCGGGGCCGGGAGCGGCCCCGGGGGCGGGAGCGGCCCCGGGGGCGGAGCUCCCUCUGCCCCUGCCCCCGCACGGGACCCCCCCAGCGCCCCCGCGGCUGCCGGUGCCCGGCAGGAGGAGGCGGAGCAGGACGCCGAGUCUCCGGUCUCGGAGCCCGAGCCCGGCGCUUCGGCCGACGCUGACAUGGAGCUGCUGCGGACGCUGCUGUCCCGGACCCUGGGGCUCGGCGGGGACAAACCGGAGCCGGUGCUGGACGAGCUGAGCCUGGCGGGCGUCAGCCGGUUCCUCAAGAGCGGCCGGUGUAAGAACAUCGUGUGCAUGGUGGGCGCCGGCAUCUCCACCUCCGCCGGGAUCCCGGAUUUCCGCUCCCCCGGCACCGGGCUCUACUCCAACCUGCAGAGCUACAACCUGCCCUACCCCGAGGCCAUCUUCGAGAUCGGCUUCUUCAAGAAACACCCCGAGCCCUUUUUCGCCCUCGCCCGUGAGCUCUACCCGGGGCAGUUCAAGCCCACGGUGUGCCACUACUUCAUGCGGCUGCUGCAGGACAAGGGGCUCUUGCUGCGCUGCUACACGCAGAACAUCGACACUCUGGAGAGGGUGGCGGGGCUGGACCCGGAGCUGCUGGUGGAGGCUCACGGCACCUUCUUCACCUCGCACUGCCUGCGGCCCUCGUGCCGCCAGAGCUACAGCCUGGCCUGGAUGAGGGAGCGGAUUUUCUCCUCCCUCGUCCCCAAAUGUGAGAAGUGCCAGGGCCUGGUGAAACCUGACAUCGUGUUCUUUGGGGAGAACCUCCCCUCGCGCUUCUUCGCCCUCCUGGAGUCGGACUUUGAGAAGGUCGACCUGCUGCUCAUCAUGGGCACCUCGCUGCAGGUGCAGCCCUUUGCCUCCCUCGUCAGCAGGGUCCCCACCAACACCCCCAGACUCCUCAUCAACAAGGAGAAGACGGGGCAGAGUGACCCCCUGAUGUCCCUGAUGGGCUUUGGUGGCAUGGACUUUGACUCGGACAAGGCCUACAGGGACGUGGCCUGGCUGGGGGACUGCGACAGCGGGUGCCUGGCUCUGGCCGAGCUCUUGGGCUGGAAGGAGGAGCUGGAGGAGCUGGUGCGGAGGGAGCACGCGGCCAUCGAUGCCAAGGGGGGGGACAGGGACGGGGGAGCCCCCCAAAAGCCCCGGGGGGAUGAGGCCAAGGACGGGGGGCACCCCACAAAGAGCCUGGGGGACAAGGAAAAAGCUCAAAGCGACCCCAAGAAGAGCCUGGGGAGCAAGGCCAAGGCUGAAAAGGAGCCCAGAAAACCCCAGGAGGACAAGGACAAAGCUCCGAGUGACCCGGAAAAGUCACGGCGGGGCAGUGAGGAGCCUCCCCACGGCACGGGGGGGACGAGCCAAAAUUAAAUGGUCACAGAGGA
Messenger RNA from Motacilla alba alba, 1492 nucleotides. RefSeq names its product sirtuin 2 (gene SIRT2). NCBI's taxonomy places the organism in Eukaryota, Metazoa, Chordata, Aves, Passeriformes, Motacillidae. The record is from RefSeq and is a predicted model, not a curated record. Gene Ontology annotation, molecular function: NAD+ binding. The transcript has 15 exons. Bases 60 to 1478 code for a protein of 472 amino acids.